CCGUACCCGUUUAAGAAAGGGUACAAGUCAAACUUUUCAGCCAACUAACCCGUUUCGUAUCCGUUGUCCCGGCCCGCCCAUUUUGCCAGGUCUACAAGUAACCCCUCUUUGUCCGGUUUCCAUUUAAGUUAAAUUUCUCCAUAAUCGACUUUCUGUGAGCCCUUGACGACGGCGAGAGUUCCGGCGAGAAUGAUGAAGGAAGGCGUCGACGAAGUUUACAUAAACACCGCCUGAGUUCAAAGCUUCCAGAAAACCGCUUGUCGACGGCGAGAUUGACGAAGGGAGCCCUCGAUGAAGCUGCCAAGAAGCACCGUGUAUUUCUGAACAUUCCAGAAAUACCGUUUCUGAACGGCGAGGUGAGUUCCGGCGACACUGACGAAGAAGAAGUAGGUGUGACAAGUGAGAAAGCAGGAAACAAGACACAGAAAUACACUAAGAGAAAGUCACUUUUUUUCAACUAAACUCACCUCGGCACAAUCCUCUGUUGGUCGACAGGCAGAGUAGUCAGUCAAGAAAAUGGCCGAGGGAGAUGAGAACAUGCCUAGGGAUGCGAAGAUUGUUAAAUCACUGCUGAAAUCGAUGGGUGUGGAAGACUAUGAGCCUCGAGUCAUACACCAGUUCCUGGAGUUGUGGUACCGGUAUGUUGUUGAUGUAUUAACGGAUGCACAGGUUUACUCGGAGCAUGCUGGCAAGUCUUCUAUUGAUUGUGAUGAUAUCAAGCUUUCUAUUCAGUCGAAAGUCAAUUUUAGCUUCUCGCAACCCCCACCAAGAGAAGUCCUACUACAGUUGUCUAGAACCAGGAACAGCAUCCCAUUGCCAAAGGUAAUAGCAUCACCCGGUAUCGCACUCCCACCUGAGCAGGACACAUUACUCGGUCCUAACUACCAACUGUUGAUCCCAAAGAAAUCUGCCCAGCCAAUGGAGGAAACAGAGGAGGAUGAAGAAACUGCUGAUCCCAGCACAUCCCAGCAACAGAGAACAGAUUUGCCACAACAAAGGAUAGAUCUGCCGCAACAAACACCUCAAGCUCAAAGGGUUGCAUUUCCCCUUCUUAAACACCCAAAGCGCGAGAUGUUCUAGCUUUUCAAGACAUCUGAUUGACACCCUGUUAUGUGAAAGAGAUAGGGCUUAAGGUGCAUCAUCAGUCAAUAAGUAUGUGUUUGGCUUGUUUCUGAUUUUAUGUGGGCAACUCUUAGUGCAUGAAUUUAUUUUUAGUUUUGAGGAUCUUCAGAAGAAGUAAUUCACCGGUUCAUUGAAUUAAUAGAUUUCAGUCAGAAAUGAUAGGGCAUAUUUUGGUAUUAUUCUUGUUCAAUGUAUCCUGGAAUAUGUAUAGGACUUGACCAAGUUUAUAGCAACCAACUCUGAUGAUAUAACGUUGCGUAUGCUUCUUGUUGUCAAAUAUGCUUCUCUUUGGCUUAAAGAGUCAUAUUUCAUGGUACAUAUGGUUUAACUACCCGUUCCAGUCUCAUGUAGGCAAUGGAAAAGUGGUCUUGAAUGUUAUAUAUGAUUGUACAAUUUGGAAAACCAAAUGUGAUAAGAGUUACUGUGCU
Molecule: messenger RNA, 1550 nt
Organism: Pistacia vera
Lineage: Eukaryota; Viridiplantae; Streptophyta; Magnoliopsida; Sapindales; Anacardiaceae
Product: transcription initiation factor TFIID subunit 9-like
Exons: 2
Coding region: 517-1080 (187 amino acids)
Biological process (GO): DNA-templated transcription initiation; RNA polymerase II preinitiation complex assembly
Cellular component (GO): SAGA complex; transcription factor TFIID complex
Molecular function (GO): transcription coactivator activity; RNA polymerase II general transcription initiation factor activity; protein heterodimerization activity
Source: RefSeq, a predicted model, not a curated record